UGCACCGGUAUAUUUAGUUUGGUCACAUGACCAAGUAUGGCGGAGAGUGACGAAAGUCCCUCCCCUUCAGAAAAUUCUCAAGAUACUAGCAUUGGACCACGAAUUGUGACAAUAACAAAGUCUGAGACAGGUUUUGGAUUUAAUGUUAGAGGUCAAGUUAGUGAAGGUGGGGUCCUGAAAUCUAUAAACGGGGUGUUAUAUGCCCCUCUGCAACAUGUCAGUGCUGUUCUGGAGGGGGGAGCUGCUCAAAGAGCUGGAAUCCGGAAAGGAGAUAGAAUUUUGGAAGUAAAUCAAGUGAAUGUUGAAGGAGCUACACAUAAACAAGUUGUUGACCUGAUAAAGUCUGGUGGUGAUACUCUCACAUUAACAGUGAUAUCAGUUCCGGACCAGAUAGCGGACAGGUUGGAACCAAGUGAUGAUUCUUCGGGACCCUCGUACAUUGAUUACUCCGAGAGACGAUCAUUGCCGAUCUCUAUACCGGACUAUCAGUCUGUACAACAAAGUGGGGAAAGAUUUGUGGUCUACAAUAUAUAUAUGGCUGGUCGCCAUUUGUGUUCAAGACGUUACAGUGAAUUUGACACUCUUCAUUCAAGAUUAAAAAGAGAGUUUCCAGAUUUUUCAUUUCCUAAGAUGCCUGGUAAAAAGUUGUUUACAUUAACAGAGCAACAGCUAGAUUCACGGAGACGAGGUCUGGAACAAUACCUGGAAAAAGCAUGUGCUGUCCGGGUGAUAGGAGAAUGUGAUAUUAUGCAGGAAUUUUUAGCUGCUAAUGAAUCUGAGCAGGACUCAGCCAAUAAUGAAGUAGAAUUAAAAGUGUUAUUACCAGAUAGAAAUAUUUGUGUGGUAACUAUUCACAGAAAUGAUACGACGGAUACUGUAUAUAAUGCUGUUGUUGAUAAAGUUAAUCUCUCUGAUGGUGCUGCAGAAUGCUUCUAUUUAUUUGAAACUGUUGAAUAUAAUUUUGAACGUAAAUUACAAAGAAAUGAAUUUCCACACAAUAUAUACAUACAGAAUUACAGUACUGCUACAGCUACUUGUAUUACCUUAAAAAAAUGGAUCUUCUCCAUAAACCGAGAAAACUUCCUCAAUUCUGACCCAGUCGCUGUUAACUUCCUCUUUGGCCAGGCUGUAGAAGAAGUGAACAGGGGUCAUAUCAAACCUGAAGAUAAAUUAUAUGAACUAAAGUCACUAAAUGAUGCAAGUAAAAAGAUAGAGUAUGUGAAAACAGCAAGAUUUUUGGAGGGUUAUUGUGAAGUACAAUUCCCACACUGUCCAUGUGACUCGAGGAAAGAAGGGCAUGUUAUAGUAAUUAUUGGGCGAACUUCUUUCAAAUUACAGGCUUGUAAAACAGAUGGAACUCCUGAGUCACAAGUGAUAGAGUUUCAGUGGAAGGAUAUACAGGGUUAUGAUAUAGAGGAAGAGGGUAUGGCAUUUACACUGGAAUAUAACCGACCAGGCAAAAAACCAAGAAUUGUACAAAUUCUUACACAAUAUUUUGUUUUCAUGAAAGAAUGUUUUGAUAAAAUAUUUGAAGAGAUUGAAUGGGAAAAAGAGGAGGGAAUGGAUGUUUGAAAGUAAUAUUUUGUAGGAUGUUUUCAAGUGAACCUACCCUGACCAGCAGCAAUACCCAUCUGCUUACACCCUGAUGUAAGGUUACACAAGUCAACGGUCUUUCAGAAACCUUCAACAAAACCUUUAGAUAAAUGAAAAACCUAUUUCCCCCCCAAAAGUUGUGAACAAAAACUUGUGCACCAUUGUGUUCUGCAACGCAAGUCGAGGUUCCAUGUACACUGUUCACCGUAGUGGAUGUAUGUUUUUUUUUUAAAGUUUCAUAUUUUGGAACUUAUUGUUAUAGUUUCGAGCAGAAGACUCGUUAUUGUUAACCUGUUGAACGUAUGUUUGAUAUUAUGAUAAAACUGUUCACCUUUAUGGUGUAAGAAUAUUAAUUUACUUACUUAUUUACUUACCAGAAU
This is a messenger RNA of Ruditapes philippinarum (Manila clam), 1973 nucleotides long. Its product is annotated as sorting nexin-27-like. Gene Ontology annotation, biological process: signal transduction; intracellular protein transport. Gene Ontology annotation, molecular function: phosphatidylinositol-3-phosphate binding; protein binding. The record is from RefSeq and is a predicted model, not a curated record. Lineage: Eukaryota; Metazoa; Mollusca; Bivalvia; Venerida; Veneridae. Gene Ontology annotation, cellular component: early endosome. The transcript is spliced from 14 exons. The coding region runs from base 37 to 1572 and encodes 511 amino acids.